This is a messenger RNA of Papilio machaon (common yellow swallowtail), 2743 nucleotides long. Its product is annotated as protein groucho. Gene Ontology annotation, molecular function: transcription corepressor activity; protein binding. Gene Ontology annotation, biological process: regulation of DNA-templated transcription; negative regulation of canonical Wnt signaling pathway. NCBI's taxonomy places the organism in Eukaryota, Metazoa, Arthropoda, Insecta, Lepidoptera, Papilionidae. The record is from RefSeq and is a predicted model, not a curated record. The transcript is spliced from 18 exons. Bases 370 to 2559 code for a protein of 729 amino acids. Gene Ontology annotation, cellular component: transcription regulator complex; nucleus.
GAUAGAUGACAUGACAGCCGAACAAAAAUUGCGGCGUGGAUUUAUGGUUAAAUUUUGCGAAACAGUAACUGUUACUCUGGAAAGAAAUAUUAAAUAUUUAUAACGUAUUUCGUACGUUUAUAGCAGUUUUCAUAAAUAUCAUCAAAAAGUUAUAUAUGUCAAAAUAAUGACUGAUAUUUCAAAAGUUUUGAAGCAAAGUUUGUGCAUAUCAUUGUCCUUAGCGCCUAACAGUGGUUUCUUAGUACACAGUAGUUUAUAGCAGUGGUUUAUUUGUUGGAAAUGGUGUUUGCAAAACUUUACCUACACAGAUAUAAAAAUAACUUUAUUUGAUACUUUAAUUAUUAAAUAUUUCGUAAGUUUAGUGUCAUUAUGUAUCCGACGCCGACGCGGCAUCCGUCUGCCGCGGUAAGGGGGCAACAACCCGCGGCAGGACCUAUAAAGUUUACCAUUGCAGAUACGUUAGAACGUAUAAAGGAAGAAUUUAACUUUUUACAAGCUCAAUAUCAUUCCUUGAAAUUAGAAUGUGAGAAACUGGCCAACGAGAAAACAGAAAUGCAAAGACAUUAUGUCAUGGUAAAGUUUAUUUCAAUUACACUUUACAAAUACCAUUUUAAAUGCAAUAAUUUUUUUUAUGUUUUUUUUCAGUACUAUGAAAUGUCUUAUGGACUUAAUGUGGAAAUGCAUAAGCAGACGGAGAUAGCCAAAAGACUAAGUGCUAUCAUAGGCCAGGUGCUGCCGUUCCUCGCGCAGGAGCACCAGCAGCAAGUAGCAUCAGCCGUGGAGCGAGCUAAGCAGGUCACUAUGUCUGAACUUAAUGCUAUUAUCGGGCAACAACAACAACAGGGCCUACAGCAACUUCUUCAACAGAUUCACGCGUCAGCCGGUUUGCCGCACGGUGUGGGUGGUGCGGGCGCACUGUUGGGUGCCGGGGGGCUGCUGUUUGCGCCGGGGGCGGGGCCGCACCCCCCACCGCCGCAUCUCCCGCCCCCUGCACACAAAGUGGAGCUCCCUCCCCCCGCAGACAUAAAGCCGCCCCUCCACCCCGGAGGACCUGCCCCGCCCCCCCUACUGCCAGGCCAGCCUCCGCCUCGAGAAGAUGAUAGAAUGGUCUCUUCUAGGGUAAUGCAACAACGUCGUUCAGUAUCGCCAGUGGAACGGGAACAAAAGUAUCGCUCGCGCUCCUCCGAGCCCGAACCUUUAGAGGCGAAGCGACGUAAAGACGAGAAGGUACUCGCCCAUGUGAGUCUGUGCAGUGACAGCGAUGCCGAAAAGAGCGAUCAAGAUUUAGUUGUUGAUGUUGCUAAUGAGGAAGAGAGAGGGUCGCCCAGUGUACGUACAGAAGGCGGGGAGAGGACAGAAAAUGGACCCCGACCUCCGUCAAGAUCUGGUUCCUCGUCCAGUCGGUCAACACCCAAGAGUUCUAAAGAUGAGAAGCCCGGCACUCCGGGCGGGAAGGGGCGCGCGCCCACGCCCACCGGGCGGUACGCAUUCCCCGCGUACGCCGCGUACCGCGCCCCGCUGCCGUAUGAGGGCGCACACACACGCACCAACGGCAUGCCGCCCGCCAAGCCUGCAUAUUCGUACCACACAUGCGGAGGUCCGCCACAACCGGUCCCGUUCCCUGCCGACGCGCUCUCGUCCCCUGGCGUGCCGCGUGGAGCACGCGCUGCCGCCGCGUUGCCGCACGGUGAGGUGGUGUGCGCAGUGGCAUUGUCGCUGACAUCAGGCGCUCGGCGAGCGUACACUGGUGGCAAGGGGUGUGUCAAACUAUGGGAUAUUACUGAACCCGGAGCUGUGGUGGAACCACUGGCACAGUUGGAUUGUUUGCAACGUGACAAUUACAUCCGGUCAGUAAAGUUGUUGCCGGACGGGCGCACGCUCAUAGUUGGCGGCGAGGCGUCCAACUUGUCUAUCUGGGACCUCGCCUCGCCUACACCACGUAUGCGCGCAGAGCUCACCUCCUCCGCACCGGCAUGCUACGCCCUCGCCAUCAGUCCAGACUCCAAGGUGUGCUUUAGUUGCUGUUCAGAUGGUCAUAUCGCUGUUUGGGAUCUUCAUAAUCAAACAUUAGUUAGACAAUUCCAAGGACAUACAGACGGCGCGUCGUGCAUUGACAUGAGCGCGGACGGGUCGCGGCUGUGGACAGGUGGGCUGGACAGCACGGUGCGCUCGUGGGACCUGCGCGAGGGCCGCCAGCUGCACCAGCAUGACUUCAACAGCCAGAUAUUCUCCCUGGGAUACUGUCCCACAGGUUCAUGGUUAGCAGUAGGUAUGGAAAACUCUCAAGUGGAAGUGUUACACUGCGGUAAACCAGACCGCUAUCAGUUAUUGUUACACGAGAGCUGUGUGUUAGCACUAAAGUUCGCCGCAGCCGGUAGCUGGUUUGUCUCCACUGGUAAAGACAAUCUGCUCAACGCGUGGAGGACGCCGUAUGGAGCUAGUAUAUUCCAGUCGAAAGAGUCGUCAUCGGUGCUCAGUUGUGAUAUAUCGUCGGACGAUAAGUUCAUAGUGACAGGCUCUGGUGACAAGAAGGCGACAGUGUACGAAGUGAUGUACUGAGGCAUAGUGUUAGUGGAGAUAUCGUGGUCCAGUGCAGUGUGAUGAAAGGGUGUUUCCCGUUGGGACGAUCAUCAGUCGGGCAAAUGGGAUUUCCGAACGGGAAAAACCCAUUUUUAUCACUUAUGUGACGACUUAAGUACUUUGAAUGCAGAUAGACUUUUGUACAGUUUUGAACAUUUUAAUU